AUGACGCAGCUUUUCGCCUCCAGUCCGUCCGCAGUGACAAAUAAUGAGAAGCGCGGGAAUUUCCCCGCUCUCUCCCUUCCCACGCGAAAACACUCCAACGAGUCUAGCCAUCUGCCUACGAGAAUCAAGAACUUUUUCCGUAUCAACAGUUCCAGCCACUCCCCAAAUCCCAACGCCUCUGGAAGUACCGAACGCGAACGGGAUAACCAUGGCGCAGCCAAGAACGAGAAGUCUGCUUUCCGGCAGUCUCGAUUCCUGCCAGGUAUAGGCCGCAAUCGAUCAACAACCGUUGCUAGUGAAGGCAACCCACUCGACGAUGCCAUGUCGCCUACCGCAUCCGCCAACCCAUACUUUGCCCACCAGGGCCAGCCAGCAUUGCGACACCGCAAUGAUGGGUCAGCGACCACGGCAAACAAAGAGGAACUAGCGCGCAAGUUACGACGUGUGGCUUCUGCUCCGAAUGCCCAAGGCCUAUUCACAAGUGGUCAGGGCGACCGCCCUCAGACAGCGGAACUGGGCAAGGAGCCCCUGAUGGAACAGUCGGGCGGAUCAAUGAGCCUGGCCGAUCUAGGCAGCGAGGAGCCCAAUCUGGCGAUACCUUCAUCACUCAGCUCAGAUUUCGGUAGUAACGCUUCGUUCCGCCGCACCUAUAGUUCGAACUCCAUCAAAGUUCGGAAUGUAGAGGUUGGCCCCGCUAGCUUUGACAAGAUCAAGCUGAUCGGGAAGGGUGAUGUUGGCAAAGUUUAUCUGGUGCGCGAAAAGAAAUCGAGUCGUCUAUAUGCCAUGAAGGUUUUGAGCAAGAAGGAGAUGAUCAAACGGAAUAAGAUUAAACGAGCUUUGGCCGAACAAGAAAUCCUGGCUACGAGCAACCACCCGUUCAUUGUCACUUUAUAUCACUCCUUCCAAUCAGAAGAUUAUUUGUAUCUCUGCAUGGAGUACUGCAGUGGUGGCGAGUUUUUCAGGACCCUGCAAACCCGCCCCGGUAAGAGUAUCUCCGAGGAUGCAGCUCGCUUUUAUGCCGCAGAGGUUAUUGCUGCGCUGGAAUAUCUCCAUCUCAUGGGCUUUAUCUACCGUGACUUGAAACCAGAAAAUAUCCUGCUUCACCAGUCUGGUCAUAUCAUGCUUUCUGAUUUCGAUCUGUCGAAGCAAUCUGGACCCGGGGGUGCCCCGACGAUGAUUCCCGCACGCAGUGGUGGAAACUCCACCACAGGUUUGCCUACUAUUGAUACCAAGUCAUGCAUUGCUGAUUUCCGAACGAAUUCUUUUGUGGGGACGGAAGAGUAUAUUGCACCUGAGGUGAUCAAGGGUUGCGGUCACACCAGCGCCGUUGAUUGGUGGACCCUGGGCAUUUUGAUUUAUGAAAUGCUGUACGGCACUACUCCAUUCAAAGGAAAGAACCGAAACGCGACGUUUGCCAGCAUUUUGCGAGACGAGGUCAACUUCCCAGAGCACUCUGGUGCGCAGCAGACAUCGAAUCUGUGCAAGUCCCUGAUCCGCAAACUGCUGAUCAAGGAUGAAACUAAGCGCCUAGGAGCCCGCGCUGGUGCUUCCGAUGUCAAGACUCACCCCUUCUUCCGGCAGACCCAAUGGGCGCUCAUUCGCCACAUGAAGCCGCCUAUGAUUCCUCACCAGGGUCGUGCCGGCACGGAUACAGUGAACUUCCGUAACGUCAAGGAGAGCGCUAGCGUAGAUAUUGGCGGCACCGAUUCUACCAAGAUGAAGGGUGUCCCAAUGGAUUCGGGCCUCGCGACUCCGAACGGCGAACUCAAUGAUCCCUUUGAGGAGUUUAACAGUGUCACGCUUCAUCAUGAGGGUGAUAUGUAA
This is a messenger RNA of Penicillium mononematosum, 1824 nucleotides long. RefSeq names its product putative serine/threonine protein kinase (Nrc-2). Gene Ontology annotation, molecular function: protein serine/threonine kinase activity; ATP binding. Gene Ontology annotation, biological process: protein phosphorylation. The record is from RefSeq and is a predicted model, not a curated record. The transcript has 4 exons. Gene Ontology annotation, cellular component: cytoplasm; nucleus; plasma membrane. Bases 1 to 1824 code for a protein of 607 amino acids. NCBI's taxonomy places the organism in Eukaryota, Fungi, Ascomycota, Eurotiomycetes, Eurotiales, Aspergillaceae.